AUGGAUGCUAGUGCGGGUUUAUCUCUCGGGUUGAAUGCGAAUGCGAAUGCUUCCUCGCCGUCUCAUACUGGUUCAUCAUCUGCUUCACUCAGUGACGGUUCUUUUUCGUUGCAUUUGAGUUCCAAAUCGAACUCUUCUCUGUCAUGGCGGUUACUUCAUGAGAAACAGAACAAUGUUGUUGUUGUGAAGAAACAAGAAUUAGAAGAGGAUGAUGAUGAUGGAGUUGUUGAUGGUGAAAAAAGUGAAACUAUUGACUUUAUGGGUAGACCUAUGUGUUUGAAGAGGAAAAUCGAGGGGUAUCAUCAACAAGAGGAACAGAGUUUUUCGUUGAAGCGUGUUGCGGUGGAUUCUAAGGCUUCGGUGAGUUGGGGGAAUCAGCCGCUGAGUGUUGCUGAUCCUGAGAUAUUCAUGAUUAUGGAGAAGGAGAAGUUGAGACAGUUUAAAGGAAUUGAAUUGAUUGCUUCUGAGAAUUUUGUGUGCAGGGCAGUGAUGGAAGCGCUUGGUAGUCAUUUGACUAAUAAAUACUCAGAGGGGAUGCCGGGUGCUAAAUACUAUACUGGUAAUCAGUACAUUGAUCAGCUUGAGUUUCUGUGUUGUGAGCGUGCAUUGAAUGCUUUUGAUCUUGAUUCGAAUAAAUGGGGUGUUAAUGUUCAGCCUUAUUCUUGUACUUCUGCUAAUUUUGCUGUUUAUACUGGUCUUUUGAAUCCUGGUGAUAGGAUUAUGGGUUUGGAUUCACCUUCUGGUGGACAUUUGAGUCAUGGUUUUUAUACUCAUGGUGGGAAGAAGGUUUCUGCAGCAUCUAUAUUUUUUGAGACUUUGUCUUAUAAGGUUAAUCCUAUGACUGGUUACAUUGAUUAUGAUAAGCUUGAGGAGAAAGCAGCAGAUUAUAGACCAAAAAUUCUUAUCUGUGGGGGUAGUUCUUAUCCUAGAGAAUGGGAUUAUGGAAGGUUUAGGAAGAUCGCUGAUAAAUGUGGAGCUGUUUUGAUGUGUGACAUGGCUCAUAUUAGUGGCCUUGUUGCUGCUAAGGAAGUUGCUUGUCCAUUUGAUUACUGUGAUAUUGUUACCUCAACAACCCACAAAAGUCUUCGAGGUCCAAGAGGUGGCAUCGUCUUUUACAGAAAAGGAGCAAAACCAUCGAAGAAAUGUUUUGUUCUUAAUCACGGGGAUGAUAAUAGUACUUAUGACUUUGAGGAGAAGAUAAACUUUGCUUUAUAUCCAUCGUUACAAGGAGGUCCCCACAAUAAUCACAUUGCUGCUCUUGCCAUAGCUUUGAAACAAGUUGCAACCCCAGAGUAUAAAGCAUACAUGCAGCAGGUUAAAAGAAAUGCACAGGCAUUAGCAACUGCAUUGUUAAAAAGAAAAUGUAGAUUGGUAACGGAUGGGACUGACAAUCAUCUUUUGCUCUGGGAUAUAACUGCACUCGGAUUAAUUGACAGAAACUAUGAGAAGGUCUGUGAGGCGUGUCACAUCACUCUCAAUAAGUGUGCUAUUUAUGGCUCUAUUUCUUCUGGAGGAGUGAGAAUUGGCACUCCUGCAAUGACAUCACGAGGCUGUUUAGAGGAGGAUUUUGACACCAUAGCCGAUUUUCUUCUGAGGGCAGCUCAGAUUACCAGCAUUAUACAGAGGGAACAUGGUAAAUCAUGCAAGGGUUUUCUGAAGGGUCUUCAGAAUAAUAAAGAUAUUUUUGACCUCAGAAAUCGGGUUGAGACAUUUGGUUCCCAGUUUGAAAUGCCAGGAUUCAACAUUUGA
Lathyrus sativus (Indian pea) is the source of this 1749-nucleotide messenger RNA. The record is from the annotation of a GenBank genome assembly. Lineage: Eukaryota; Viridiplantae; Streptophyta; Magnoliopsida; Fabales; Fabaceae.